This is a messenger RNA of Schizophyllum commune H4-8, 804 nucleotides long. RefSeq lists its product as uncharacterized. The transcript is spliced from 2 exons. The record is from RefSeq and is a predicted model, not a curated record. The coding region runs from base 63 to 533 and encodes 156 amino acids. NCBI's taxonomy places the organism in Eukaryota, Fungi, Basidiomycota, Agaricomycetes, Agaricales, Schizophyllaceae. Gene Ontology annotation, molecular function: protein binding.
CGCGAUUGCGCCCCACCGUCCCGUCCCAUACCGCCAGUCAAUUUGCUCUCUACGUGAGCUUGAUGUCUGAGGCAACGCCGCUCACUCGUGAGCCCGACCUAUGGUUCAAAGACGGCAACCUCGUUAUCCAGGUUUUCCCGCGCCUCUUCCGCCUGCAUCGCGGCGUCCUCGCCUCUCACACGAAUUUCUUUCGCGAUAUGGUCCAAUUUCCAGAAUCUAGUGAGCAGGACAUGUAUGAUGAAGUGCCGCUUGUCAUUCUUCAUGACGAUGAUGCCCGCGAUGCCGUGCACUUUUUCAAAGCGAUCUAUGUAUUCCAUUACUUUCUGCCUCCCCCCGCAAAGACGACCCUCGCGAUCAUUGAAGGGGUCCUCCGGCUAUCGCACAAAUACGAUGCUCCUAUGCUCCGACGUUGCGCCCUGCAGCACUUGUGUGUCACGUUCGUGACGGACUUACCCGACAUGCGCCACGAUCCAUACCGAACGUAUCUGUGCGACGACGAGAGCGAGGAGUUGGCGGAAUUCAAGCUGUCGUGACCCUAGCACAAGACGUUCGUGCCACAUGGCUUCUGCCUGUGGCUUAUUGCUAUGCUGGAAUGUCGAUCGGCGAUGACGGCGCUCGAGAACUCUUCUCUGCCAGUAGCUGGGUUGGUAGGGAAAGGAAGCUAUCGCAGGAUGACUUCUUCACUUGCCUGAACGGGCUUGAAGGCCUCCGCAAAGAACUACCAGUCUCGAUCUUCACUUCGCACACUCUUGGGUGCAGGAGGCAUGCUUGUCUAUUCGCCAGACUACAGCACAUCAGUCAGGA